Daldinia loculata is the source of this 2102-nucleotide messenger RNA. RefSeq names its product MFS general substrate transporter. NCBI's taxonomy places the organism in Eukaryota, Fungi, Ascomycota, Sordariomycetes, Xylariales, Hypoxylaceae. The transcript has 2 exons. Bases 394 to 1953 code for a protein of 519 amino acids. Gene Ontology annotation, biological process: transmembrane transport. Gene Ontology annotation, molecular function: transmembrane transporter activity. The record is from RefSeq and is a predicted model, not a curated record.
CAACGCCUAAAGGACGCGAAGAUGCGAUAGCUACCUCCUAGCACCGGGCACUAAUACGUAGAACGCCAACCGCCUCACGACGAUCUACACAAUUUCCUUCCUCGUCUUUAUCUUAUAAUAUCGUCCUCAAUCAGCCACUCCGUCCUUGCAUGAGACUAAUCCAAGCAUCUGCAUAUGUAGCAUUACGGAUUACACAUUUGGAGUACCUACAUGAGAGCUUAGACGCAUGUACGAAGUUGACCGGUUGUGCUUUGAAGAUAAGCCUGGUGUAACGGAAUCCGCAGUCUUUUAUUUAAGACGGGUAGAGAUUCGACGAGGACUCGACGGACUCAAUAGUCCCUAUAUCCAUUAAGAAUUACAGCCAAUUGAUUAUUCAAGACUUGGCAUUUCACAAUGGCGUCUAAUAACGACGAUGGGAAUGACAGGAAUGACACCCAUUCCGUCUCUCCCGAUUCCGCCAGUGAGACGACUCCGCUUCUAAUGGUGUCGCCCGUUGCGACGAUAAGCGGAAGCGAUACGCUGGCCGCGGAGGACGGCGAGUCUUGCAGACUUCUCGGCAGGCCCGAGGACAAGCCACUACCUAAGCUUCAGAUUUUCCUGCUCUGUUAUGCGCGCCUUGUCGAGCCUAUCGCAUUCUUCUCCAUCUUCCCGUACAUCAACCAGAUGGUUCAAGAGAAUGGCCACUUGAACGAAGAAGACGUGGGCUUCUACGGCGGACUGAUCGAGUCCCUCUUCUCGCUCACGCAGAUGGUUGUGAUGAUAUUCUGGGGGCGAGCAGCCGAUCGCUGGGGCCGCAAACCCGUACUCGUAUCGUCCUUGCUCGGCGUUGCUAUUUCGGUCUCCCUGUUCGGGCUUGCGCGCUCUAUCUGGCAGAUGGUUGUGCUACGGUGUCUAGCCGGAAUCUUCGCCGGUACCGUUGUCACUAUUCGCACUAUGAUCGCCGAGCACAGCACCCCGCACACCCAAGCUCGCGCCUUUAGCUGGUUCGCCUUCACCAGCAAUGUCGGCAUCUUCCUCGGUCCUCUCAUCGGCGGCGCGCUCGCGGACCCCGCGCAUCAGUACCCCUGGGCGUUUAGUGGCGUGCCGUUUUUCGAGGAGUACCCCUACGCGCUAUCAUCUAUUGUCGUCGGAUGUAUCGGCUUGACGGCUGUAUUUACCAGCGCGUUGUACAUCGAAGAGACAUUGGAUCGGAGCAAGGUCCCGAGUGUAGACUCUAGCGAUGGCGAAGCAGGCGCAGCGCCCAAACCGGAAUCAACCUCUACACUACAUCUCCUUAAAGCCCCUGGUGUCGGUAUCGUGCUGUACAAUUACGGACACGCGAUGCUCCUUGGAUUCGCGUACACUGCGAUCGUUCCCGUAUUCUGGUACACGUCUGUAGAACACGGCGGCUUUAGUUUUACCCCCUUGCAAAUUUCUCUAUGCAUGGGUCUAACCGGAGUAUCCCAAGCAUUGUGGCUCCUCUUAGUAUUCCCGCCUCUGCAGCGUCGAUACGGAACCAACGGUGUUCUACGCGCCUGUGGUAUCGCAUACCCGUUCUUCAUCGGUGCUAUGCCGUUCUUAAACCUCAUUCUGUAUCAAGGAACUCCCGCCUCCAACACUGCGUUCUGGAUCAUAGUCUAUGUCACGCUAGCGCUCGGCCCGGGUGUUAGCAUGGCCUUCACAGGGGUUCAGCUUGCGCUAAAUGACGUGUCGCCAUCUCCAGCGACUCUAGGCACGCUCAAUGCCCUGGCGCUUACCAUCACGAGUGGUCUUCGCGCAUUUUCCCCUUUGUUUUUUACUAGUCUAUUUGCUAUUAGCGCAAAGUACGAACUUGUUUGGGGAUAUCUCGUAUGGUUGAUCUUGACUGUUAUUGCUGUUGCUUUUACUGUCUCGACGAGGUUCUUGCCGGCAGCUAGCGAGAAGGACUACGACCGCGAGGUGCUACUGGGGCGAGAUGUGGACGACGAUAAUUAAGAUAAAACCACCUGAUAGCGAGAGAGCGUCGAAAUAGGUUAGCGUUUGUUCACUUUGAUUGACAUAAGAGCCGGGAUAUGUAAGAUAGAAAACAUCAAGAACUACCAAUCAAGGGUAGUAACUAUUCAAAGCUGAUUAUUAUUUAGAAU